AUGUUAUCUUUGAAAAAGUCCUUUUAUUUUCAAGCUGGCAUUGGAAUCUCAGCCAACAUAUUUCUUCUUCUCUGGCACAUUUUUACAUUCUUUAAGGAUCACAAGCCUAAAAACCAUGACCUGAUCAUCUGUCAUUUGGCCUUUGUUCACAUACUGAUGCUAGUCAUUGCAGCAGAGUUAAUGUCUCAAGAUGUGUUUGAGUUACAGGAUUUUCAGAAUAACUUCAGAUGUAAGGCUGUGUUCUACAUAUACAAGGCAAUGAGGGGCCUCUCGAUCUGCACCACCUCUCUCCUGAGCAUGCUUCAGGCCAUCACCAUUAGCCCCAGCACCUCCUGGUUGGUGAGAUUUAAACAAAAAAUCACAAAAUACAAUACUGGCUUUAUUUUUUUUUGGUCCCUCAAUUUGUCUUUCAACAGUGACAUGAUAAUCUACAUUGUAGGUUUUUCCAGUGUGACCCAGCUAAUUCUGAAUGUCAGUAAAUACUGCUCACUUUCCCCAAUAAAUGUCAUCAUCAGAAGGCUGUUUGUUACUCUCUCGUUAUCCAGAGAUGUCUUCCUUGUAGGAAUCAUGCUGCUCUCAAGUGCAUACAUGGUGAUUCUCUUGUCCAGGCAUCAGAGGGUCUCCCAGCACCUUCACAGCACUAGCUUUUUAUUAAGAACCUCCCCAGAGGAAAGGGCCACCAAGACCAUCUUGCUGCUGGUGAGUUUCUUUCUGGUUAUGUACUCAUUGGACUUAAUUGUCUCAUCCUCCACAAUGUUGUUAUGGGUAUUCAGCCCUGUCAUCUACAGUGUCCACAAGUUUAUGGUCAAUGCCUAUCCCACUGUCAGUCCUAUGGUGCUAAUCAGAUCUGAUAAAAGAAUCAUCAGUAUUCUGCCAAAGGUUCGUUGGAAGUGCCAUCCAUUUUUAACAAGUUAG
Messenger RNA from Pongo pygmaeus (Bornean orangutan), 915 nucleotides. RefSeq names its product vomeronasal type-1 receptor 48-like. Gene Ontology annotation, cellular component: membrane. The record is from RefSeq and is a predicted model, not a curated record. Gene Ontology annotation, biological process: G protein-coupled receptor signaling pathway. NCBI's taxonomy places the organism in Eukaryota, Metazoa, Chordata, Mammalia, Primates, Hominidae. Gene Ontology annotation, molecular function: pheromone receptor activity.